AUGGCGGACGAUGUGCAGGAGGGCACCUCUAAAGUUCAUAUUUUUACUGCCCCAAAUUUAUGCUUUGAUUGCUUUCAAAGAGGGCCAAUAGAAGAACGUAAAGAAGGUCACCUGAAUGCUAAUAAUAGCUGGAAGCAGACAACUCUUAAUUUGAACGAAAACUCAAUCGUGGUCUGCGAUCGGAAAGACUACAAUCAUGUCGAACUCACUGACGAUAGUGACGUUAGACUUGAGUAUGACCCACUGGCAAUACAGGAGUCGGUUUGUUUCUACCUUGAGAGUGAAUUCAAGAAUUAUGAAAACUUUAGCUCUUCCUCGCUCACUCAGUCAUGUGGAUUUGACGCAGAAUUUCACAUAACUGACGACGAACAUGUCUCUUCAAACAGCGAUGUCCUUCAGAAAGAAUUCGAAGGUAUACGAUCUGCUAGUCAAAAGCUACUUGUCGACAACAGUGACGAAAGUUGCAACAGUUCAAGUGGAGCUAUUGAUCAUGAUAGCAGGGGUUUUAAGAAGAAGGCUGAGGAAUAUCAGAAUCUUCAUCACGCUGAUAAACGUACACAUCAACUAACAAUGGAAGAUAUUUACACUCAAGAAAUUUACUUUUCUUCAAGUGACAGCUGUAGCCCAGUUAAGAAACGAUCCAGAAUUCAAAGCGUGGUACCGAUCAGCUCUCUAGGGAGUUUUAAUGGCUCAUUGCAAAGUGACAACAUCUCUCAGGAACAUGGCUCCUCUACAUGUGUUUUGAUGGUACCCAGAGUCAGUGAAAACCUCACUCUGCUUAGAGACUGUACCAAGGAGAAUUCUAUCUUAAACGUGCUCUUUGUUGUUACCCAAGUGAAUGACGUGCGCGAUGUUCAAAUCAAAUCAGGUAUAAAUGCCGGCAGUUUUGUCGCUCUGGCCUCGCUGGUCAUCGCUGAUGAAUCAAAAUCUCGUUUUAAGCUAACUUUAUGGAAAGAGGCGUCCAGAUGGACCGAGAAAAUAACUCCAGGUGAUUUUGCUAUUGCAACUUCUAUCAAGAUUGGGAAAUGGCGCGAAGAAUAUGUUGGACAAACAACUUUUAAUUCAGGGUUUUACAAUCUUCAUCAACCCAAAGCAACUCUUUCAAAAGGUUGUUUAAAAUUAGUUUCACAAGUACGGCUUGAUUCCCUUGUGAGGUGGGUCAGAUCAGAACAUUCAUACCUUCUCGCUGGGAACAACUCAAAGAAAAAUGUUGAAUUUACAGAAAUUACUCAUCUUCACGAUAACACUUUAGUUCACUUCAGAGGCAAACUGAUCAGUGUUCAUGAGGCUUCGUCAUCAUCAAGUACCUAUCGCUUUGAUGUGCAACGGCUGACCAAGGUAUCGACAGUUCUAUCUGACCGCCCAAGCGAGGAAGUAGAGCUGUUUUUGUGGGGAAGACAGGCCGCGUGGGAAAAUCAGCUGCGAGAAGGACUCGGGCAAGUCUGGGAAUUCCAGUUCCUCACGGCUAAGUUCAACAGUGACAGUGGCUGCAUGACACUACAUUCAACGCCUCGGUCAACAAAGUACAAACUGAAUCCGAAAGACAAAAAUUCCCAAUGUUUCAUGUCACGAUUUAACGGAGGCGGCAAGGAAACAACUAAAUUCGUAAACAUAAGAGACCUGCUAGAGUCAAAAUACACUGGCCUUGCUGAAUUCAAUGCGAAGAUUUCAUCUGUUCGUUUUAACUGUGCAAAUGAGGUCAUCGUUGUGAGUCACGGCCAAAUCGAAUCCGCAAAUACUAAACUGCGCGAUAAACUCGCUAAAAUAGUGUAUAUAGGCUGCGGGUCUUGCUCGCGUGUUCUUCCGCAAGAUCAGAACAGCGUUUAUGGCCAGUGUUCGCAUUGCAUUGUCACUGAUGCUAACUAUGAAUACACGAUUGACCAUUAUUACAAACCGCUGAUCAUUUGUUUAAGUGACAGUCACUUGUCUGUCGAAGUAGAGGCAUUUAACGACGUCACAACUGGUCUCUUUAGAGAUUUUCCCGCCAAGACCUUAUGGCAAAGAACAGCGAAUGCGUCGUCACGUGAUAGCAGUUAUUCAGAUGGUUUCCUUGAGUGCGUUGGUGCCUUGGUCAAGGGGGAAAUUUACAAGUCGAUUGUGGCCUGUCGUAUAGAACUCGACGAAAACAGUUUUGUCGAAAACAGAUAUUUCACUCUUCGGGCAAUCCAUUCCUUGUGAGUGUUUGUACGAAAUUAUUGAAAGUUGUGAUGCACUUGGGAAUUCUUUUGCAACUCGCCUGACUCUUUUUUGUCACGCUCAUGCCGCACAAAGAAGGCCUUUGACAAUGAGUGAAAUUCCGUUUUCGACAAAUCUGUUUUUAAGAUCUCUCCGUGACUUUGAGGGAAACAACUGCGUAAGGUGCAUGAUGCUUCACCUCUCACCGUUUACGUAUCUCAUGACGCAGUUUUUUGUGUUCAGGAUAUUUCCAAUUAAAUCCCUAUUAUCACGA
Messenger RNA from Stylophora pistillata, 2449 nucleotides. Its product is annotated as shieldin complex subunit 2. NCBI's taxonomy places the organism in Eukaryota, Metazoa, Cnidaria, Anthozoa, Scleractinia, Pocilloporidae. Gene Ontology annotation, cellular component: nucleus; site of double-strand break. The record is from RefSeq and is a predicted model, not a curated record. Gene Ontology annotation, biological process: regulation of double-strand break repair via homologous recombination.